Onychostoma macrolepis is the source of this 1309-nucleotide messenger RNA. It is a transcript of the gene cdkn1cb, whose product is annotated as cyclin dependent kinase inhibitor 1Cb. NCBI's taxonomy places the organism in Eukaryota, Metazoa, Chordata, Actinopteri, Cypriniformes, Cyprinidae. Bases 355 to 900 code for a protein of 181 amino acids. Gene Ontology annotation, cellular component: nucleus. Gene Ontology annotation, biological process: regulation of cell cycle. The record is from RefSeq and is a predicted model, not a curated record. The transcript is spliced from 2 exons. Gene Ontology annotation, molecular function: cyclin-dependent protein serine/threonine kinase inhibitor activity.
UUUAGCGUAUUUUACUCCAGGUGGUACGGCGGGGAAAAAAGCGCUAAAAUUAUCAAUUUUAACGAAGAGCGUAAGGCAACGAGGCAUAACCAAUCACAGCAGAAUAUAUGCGGGUCUAUCCAAUCACAGGCGAGUAGGGGCGUGUCUAACAACAGAACUAAAAGGAUGGGGGAUGUUGACCAAUAGGAGCGAAGCGUGUGGUUUUACACCGCUGAGGCGCAGGACUUUAAAUCUGACGGGAUUAAAUCACGGCCAGAUCUGAGCUUUACGCUUUAUAACGACGUGUGUUGUAAUUCACACUGACUUUAGGAACUUUCACACCGUUUUAUUCUGGAUUUGUGUCCGCUAUCGACGAUGUCUGCCGUCCUGUUUUCCACCAUCGCCAGGGAAAGACUGGUCCCACCGAAAACCGUUCCUCAGAGGAGCACAGAGACACCUCCUCCGCUGAAGCGCUCGGGGACGUGCAGGAAUCUGUUCGGACCGGUGGAUCACGACGAGCUGAGGCGAGAAUUAUCUUCCCAACUUCGCGAAAUAUCUGAACGAGACCAGCUGAGAUGGAACUUCAAUUUCCUCGAAGGACAGCCGCUGGACGGGGCUUUAAAAUGGGAGGAAAACAGAGCUGAGGACUGUCCGCAGUUCUACAGAGAAACGACUGCUGUAUCAAAGAGGCCUUUUGUGGACUCGCCCACGACAGAAAGAGUCACCCAGGUUGCCCUAAAAUGUGGGGGUCGUCCAGUGAAGAUUUUGAACCAGAUAAACAAGUGUAACCGAAGAAAAUUAUCUCGCAAAACUGUCGCUCGCGUCCAGACCAAGAGGCUCGCAGACAUACGCAUUACAGAUUUUUAUGGGAAGAGAAAGAAAACGGAAAGUGUUCAUAAGGAAAGCGGAAACAGGGAAUAAAAACGCAUCUUCUGAAGAAAAAAGCACCGGUCUGUGCGUCACAGAGUGGUGGCGGGAAAAGGCCGGAAGUAAUGAUGUCUCUCUUCAUGUUAUUACCUGAUAAUGUGAUUCUGGAAUCGUAUUUAUUCACUGCUGUAUGUGCCGUUUAAACAUAUAGGAGCAGAUCUGGUUGCUCUUUACAGUGUACAGCUGAUAAGUAACUUUAAAUUAAAGUCAGGACAAGUAAGCCUAUUUAUUGUUGUCUAAUAUAUAACAUAUAUAUCAGCAUGUAGAUAUUUUGUAAUGACCUAAGUUAUUUAUUUAUUGUUUUUUCACUUUUACAUUUCAUGUGGUUUAAAAUGUAGCUUUUUUUUUUCUUGAGCAGAAUCACAAUCCUGAGCCAUAUUUGUCAUUGUUGUAAAGAAGUUCC